Messenger RNA from Lactuca sativa (garden lettuce), 691 nucleotides. Its product is annotated as autophagy-related protein 8C-like. The record is from RefSeq and is a predicted model, not a curated record. Lineage: Eukaryota; Viridiplantae; Streptophyta; Magnoliopsida; Asterales; Asteraceae.
UGUCGGAAUCAAGAACCCCGCCCCUUUCCUUGUACUCAAUUUCUCCUUUAAAGAAGCCUUACAAAGUUGGAUUAUACCCAACUUCUCCAAUCAUUCUCUCUGUUCUUUUCUUGAUUUUGACAGGUAAACCCAUCAAUUUUAAUUUCUUGUCGUUGCGUUCUUCAUUGGGUUUAAAGAAGCAACUCUGUCACGUUUCAUAAAGCAAUCAGAGUGCAGAUAUGGCUAAAUGCUCGUUCAAGCUCGAACACCCAUUGGAGAAGAGGAAAUCUGAAUCCUCUCGCAUCAGAGAGAAGUAUCCUGAUAGAGUUCCAGUGAUUGUUGAGAAAGCUGAAAAAUCGGACAUUCCUGACAUCGACAAAAAGAAAUAUCUAGUGCCAGCUGAUUUGACCAUUGGUCAAUUUGUGUAUGUUGUUCGAAAGAGAAUCAAACUUAGCUCUGAAAAAGCUAUUUUUGUUUUUGUCAAGAACAUGCUCCCACCAACUGCUGCUUUGAUGUCUGCAAUUUAUGAGGAAAACAAGGAUGAAGAUGGAUUCCUCUACAUGAGUUACAGUGGUGAAAACACAUUUGGAUCUUUUGAAAUGUGAUAAUUGUCGAUGUGAUAUGAAAAAAAAUGUAAAUUCCUAGUCUGUAAAUGUAAGUAUAUGUUGGUUUUAAUUCGAAUACAUGGUUAUAAUGUGACAAGAUUCAAUCA